Molecule: messenger RNA, 2798 nt
Organism: Malania oleifera
Lineage: Eukaryota; Viridiplantae; Streptophyta; Magnoliopsida; Santalales; Ximeniaceae
Product: COBRA-like protein 10
Exons: 2
Coding region: 521-2491 (656 amino acids)
Biological process (GO): cellulose microfibril organization
Cellular component (GO): membrane
Source: RefSeq, a predicted model, not a curated record
GCUUGCUGGAUGGAGAGGUUAAGGUUGAGGCCUCCCGGAGCCGGGAGGGAGCCAGACUGUCCUAUUUUACCUCCAUCCCAAAUUAGCCGCCCAGGACAGCAGCAGGAGACCAUCAGAAGACAACACCAAUGCUGCAUUGGCAGCCACAGGCGACGCCGUUCCAACGUCCUCAAAUCCAAGACCAGUCCACCAACGCAACGCCAUUUCUACUCUGUCUCUGCUCUCCCUCUCUCACCUCCGAUUCUGUCGCUAAAACUAGAGGAAGAGAUUUCUUCCGAAUCAGUCUCGCAACAUGUCAAUUUUUAACCAUUUCCUCCUACUCUCCCAAUUGGGUUUCUUUAAUCAGACACCCCCUCCAUUUCCUCCCUCUCUACCCCAGCUCCCGCCUUCUCUCGCCGCCGCGGGCGAUUGGGUUCCGACCCAUCUCCCCCAUGACCCUUCUCCCCCAUCAUCAUUAAUCCGGCCCCCAGUUGUUUGCACACCUGCAACUCCACUGGGUUGUUCGAAACAAGAAUAAAAAAUGCCACCGAAACCGGUGUUCUUCUUCCUCGUUUUGUCAUUCUUGUUUUGCUUCAGGGUUCUGGUAUGCGAAGCCCAAGACGAUGACGGUGAUACUACGCCACCGCCGCCGGCGGAAGAAAACUGCGACGGGAUCUUCCUGUCGUACAACUUCAUCUCGCGGGAGAAGGAAUUCCCGCAUGUGAAGAAUGCGUCGGCGCAGGCAUGGGCUUUCAAGUCGACGGCGAGGAUUCUGAACACGGGGACGACGGAUCUGAACGCAUGGAAGAUUUUCAUUGGGUUUCAGCACAAGGAAAUACUGGUGUCGGCGGGCGGGGUUGUGAUCAUGGACGGAACCGAUUUCCCGGCGGCCGUCGGGAACGGAACGUACCUGUCGGGAUAUCCUCAGGCGGAUUUGAAGACAUCGAUUGAGACGGCGGGGGACUUGACCCAGAUUCAGACGCAGAUAGACAUAACCGGAACGCAGUUCGGGGUGAAGCCACCGGGAAUUCCGAUGCCGAAGACGAUUCGGCUCCAGAAUGAUGGGUUCAAGUGCCCGGCUCCCACUGUUCGCCGGUCCUCAAUGUAUGUAUGUUGUGCAAAGGACCCAAAAUUCAAGGCUAAACCCCUGAAUGCUACCAAGUAUUUGCCUCGCCAGAAUGGUGAUCUCUCCUUCAGUUAUGAUGUAAUCCAAGCCUUCCAAGGAAACUACCUCGCCCAGGUCACUAUUGACAACAACAAUCCCCUCGGCCGCCUUGAUCACUGGAACUUGACUUGGGAAUGGAUGAGGGGAGAGUUCAUUAACACCAUGCGAGGAGCCUACACUCACAAAAGGGACUACUCUGAUUGCAUCUAUGGCGCUGCUGGACAGUACUACAAAGACUUAGACUUCUCGAAUGUCAUGAACUGUGAGAAACACCCUGUCAUUGCUGAUCUUCCCCCAACUAAAGCCAAUGAUGACAAAGUCGGGAACUUACCCUACUGCUGCAGAAAUGGUAGUCUUCUUCCUAGCACAAUGGAUCCCAGCAAGGCCAGAGCCAUAUUCCAGCUACAAGUCUACAAAAUGCCCCCAGAUAUGAACAGAACUGCCCUUUACCCACCCGAGAAGUGGAAGAUCAAUGGCGUUUUGAAUCCGGAGUACAAGUGUGGCCCUCCAAUCAGGGUUGAUGCAACAGAGUUUCCUGACUGGACUGGGCUUAUGUCCACGACCAGUGCUGUUGCAAGUUGGCAAGUGGUGUGCAACAUCACCCGUCCAAAGGUCAAGCAGUCGCGGUGCUGUAUUUCAUUUUCUGCAUACUACAAUGACUCUGCAAUUCCCUGCAAUACUUGUGCCUGUGGUUGUGAUGACACAGACACUUGCAACGCAAAUGCCCGGCCAUUGCUGCUCCCUUCAGAGGCUCUUCUCGUGCCUUUUGAGAAUAGAACAACAAUGGCUCAAGCUUGGGCUAAAAUUAAGCACUUCCCUGUUCCAAAUACAUUGCCAUGUCCAGAUAACUGCGGAGUUAGCAUCAACUGGCACAUUUCUUCUGAUUAUAGGGAUGGAUGGACAGCUCGGAUUACACUCUUCAAUUGGGAUGAUUACUCUUUCGAGGACUGGUUCACGGCAAUUCAAAUGAAAAAUGCUUUUCCAGGUUAUGAAAAUGUCUACUCCUUCAAUGGGACAAAGCUCCCAGAUCUCAACGACACCAUUUUCUUCCAAGGCUUGCCUGGUUUGAACUUCUUGAUGGGGGAGACAAAUGGGACUGAUCCCUUGCAUGAUCCGCGAGUACCUGGGAAGCAGCAAUCGGUGAUCUCUUUCAAGAAGAAGUUAACACCGGGCAUAAAUAUAGCGAGGGGAGAUGGAUUCCCAACCAAGGUGUUUUUCAAUGGGGAAGAGUGCUCACUUCCCCCCAAUUUCCCCACGGGAAGUGGGUCUCGGUCCCUUGUUAAUUUCCCACAGCUGAUUUUCCUCACAAUUGUGACCUUUGUACUGAUUGUGGAUCGCUUCCAUUAAGCCUGGUGGGAGGUUCCUCAAUCAAGCUGAUGCAUUUGUGGGGGGAAUUAGGAUAUUGAAUUGUGUGGAUUCCAUUCAUUAAUAAGAUCUCCUCCUUGAACAAAUUUACACUGUUCUCCUCAAAUUAUGGUUGUGUCAAACGUGGGGGCAACAUUUUCGGCAGUUUUGCUGAUAGGGAAUGAGAGAACUGUGCAGCCAUGAUUUUAAAGUCUUCGCUUAUUGUAAGAUGUCUUCAGAAGCAGAUGAAAAAUUGUAACAAAGUAACAAGAUAUUUAUGAUAAUUUGUUUGAAUCUUAUAGUCUACAAA